CACUGGUUAUAGCGUCCUAAAUUGGCGCCUGAAUUUUCUGUUAAGCAUUAUUUGUGUUAUUGUCCAUAAUAGAAGCUAUAGAAGCAACAGGAUGAGUCCGAGCACCGCCACUUCGAAAGCUGGUGGUGGACGCAAGAGUGGUCAAUAUCGGAUGCCCCAGUCGCAAGUACAGCAGCAAUUGAGGGCACAACAAGCAGCCGACGACGAUGACGCCGCCAUGGACGCCCUGGAUGAUGCGAUGGUAUGUGACGAUGAGGAAGGCGGCACACGCAUCGGGGAUAUAUACAUACCCCCACCGAUACCGCCACACUGCUCCAUGGAGAGCACCGGCCCACGGCUGAUCAUCAAAAAGAUUGUGAAUCGAAAUUUCAAGAGCUACGCCAAUGAGGUGACGCUGGGUCCGUUCCAUCAGAGUUUUACGGCCAUCAUUGGACCCAAUGGCAGCGGUAAGAGUAACGUCAUCGAUUCCAUGAUGUUCGUUUUCGGCUGUCGUGCCAAUCGCAUUCGCUGCAAGCGUGUCUCCACCUUGAUACACAAAUCCUCGCGAUUUCCCGAUCUACGCAGCUGCUCGGUGGCCGUGCACUUUGAGCAGAUUGUGGACAAGGGCGAUGGCACCUGCCAGACAGUACCUGGCUCUGAGAUUGCCGUCGAACGCACAGCCAUGUCGGACAACUCGUCGUACUAUCAAAUCAAUGGACGUCGCGCACAGGUCAAGGAUGUGGUGAAGCUGCUGAAAACUCAUCACGUGGACCUGGAGCACAAUCGUUUCCUGAUACUCCAGGGCGAGGUGGAGUCCAUAGCCAUGAUGAAGCCGAAAGGUCUGACGGAGAACGAAACGGGCAUGCUGGAGUACCUGGAGGACAUUGUGGGCACCCAACGCUACAAACAGCCGCUGGAUCAGAUCAAUCAGCGCGUGGAUCAGCUCACCGACGAUCGCACGGAGAAGCACAAUCGCUGCAAGCUGGCCGAGCGUGACAUGAAGGACCUCGAGCAGCCAUUCAACGAGGCUGUGGAGUAUCUGAAAAAGGAAAACGAUUUGGUGCGCACAAAGUCCUGGGUCUACCAAAAGUCCAUCAGCUUGAAGAAGAUUUCCUUGGCGGAGCACACCAAGGAGCACGAGAAGUGUGCGGAGAAACUCAAAACACACGAUGAGGCCACGAAUGCGCUGAAGCAAGAACGCGCCGAGAAGGAGGAGAUUAUCAGAAAGGAAAUUGAGGCAUUUGAAGCGCUCGUCAAGCAGCGAGAUCAAGUCAAAAAGAAGCUGGUGAGCGCGGAGCGUGCCUGCACGGAGGUCCAGAGUACCAUGGAGAACACCAACAAGCAGCGCAAAAAGGACAAGGCGCAGAUCGAGAAGAACGAAAAGGAGCUGGAGGAUUUGCGCACAUUGCCGGAGAGAAAUCAGGUGGAGAUCGCGGAAUGUAAUAAGAAAUUGGAGCGCCUCGAAAAGGAUAAAGUUGCGCUGAAUGAAGAGCUGGAAAAACAAUUGCAAGAAUUGAAGCAGAAAACGGAGCCGCUCACCGAGCAGCGCCUGAAGCUGAGCGACGAGCUGGUGGGGCUCAAGGAGCAGGUGAACUCCUGCAAGGCAGCGCUGCAGGUGCACGAAUCGGAGCUGCGAAUGCUCAAGCAAGUGGAGACUACUGAGACCAGGAAGUACGAAUCGCUGAUGAGCUCCUACCAACAGUCGCAGCAAAAUCUGGACGAAAUGGUGGGCAAAGUGGCGCAGCUGAAGCAGGGCAUACCCGAGAUGAAAUCGGAGAUUGCCAGCAAGUCAGCGGAGGUGGAAAAGCUGACGAAGGAGGAGCGAAAUUUGUCCACAAAAUGCACAAAACUUAGGGAUGAGAUCAACGAGCGUUCGCGCAACAUGCAGUUCCAGCAAUCCAACAACAGAGUUUUGGACUUUUUGAUGCGUCAGAAAAUGGAGGGAAAGAUUCCUGGCAUUCUAGGACGUCUCGGUAACUUGGGUGGCAUUGAUGCCAAGUAUGAUGUGGCCAUUUCGACAGCGGCAGGCGGUCGCUUGGACAACAUUGUGACGGAGAACUUUGACACAGCUUCUAUGUGCAUUGCUGCCCUAAAGAAGCACAAUGUGGGCAGGGCGACGUUCAUUAGUUUGGAGAAUAUAAAGGAUUUGAAAGCAGAUUCCUGCACCACAAUUAAUACCCCCGAGAAUGUUGCGCGCUUGUACGAUUUGGUUAAGGUUGAGGAUGAUCGCGUGAGGGUCGCAUUCUACUUUGCCCUGAGGAACACGCUUGUCGCCACAGACCUCGAGCAGGGCACACGUAUUGCUUAUGGCAGGCAACGCUAUCGUGUGGUCACGCUGCGUGGCGACAUGAUUGAGUUGACGGGCACCAUGUCUGGCGGUGGCAAGACCGUCAUUCGUGGCAAAAUGGGCACCCAAGUGCAGACAAAGACUGCGGAGAGUGCAGACAGUUCGACCUCACAGACAGCCGCCCUGGAGGACAUGCAAAUCCAAGCGGAGGAGCUGCAAACGCGCAUCAACUAUUGCCAAGAGCAGCAGGGACGACUGGAGCGCGAAGUGCAGACCCUGCAGCAGACGGUGCAGCGGAACGAAGCGGAAUACAAGCGUCUGGAGGUUAGCAUCACAUCGCUGGAGCAGCAGAUGGCGAGUAAUCUGAAGCAGUGCGACAUGCAGCGACAAAAGAUGCUGAAAAAGACCACGGACGAGGAUGCCGUCAAGUUGCUAGAGGAACAAAUAGAAACGGCCAAGCAGGAACUGGAGCAGGCGGUGUUCGCUGAGCAGGCAAUGAGCAGCCAAAUCGAAGAGAUUCAAGGGCAGUACACAGCGCUGCGAAACGACAAUGUGAAGCCUGUGGAGGCGAAGAUCAAGAAAACAGCCACGCAAAUUGAGAAAUUAUCUGCCAACAUACGCUCCAUGAAUGUGGCGCUGAGCACAGCGGAGCGGAACAUUGAGAAGAUCACCGAAAACAAUAAUAAUCUGCGGGAGAACAUAAAGACAGCGGAGGAGAAGCUGCGCGCGUUGAGUGAUCAGCGACAAAGGUUUCAGGAGCACAAGGAAGAUCUGGAGAAGGCCGCGGAAGAGGCAGCCGAGGCCAUAGACAAUGCCAAGAGUCAGUCAUCGGAUUUGAAGAAACAAAUCGAUGAGCUCAGCAAGCAGGAGAAUCAACGCAACAUUGACCGCAUCGAAAUGGAGGCAAAAGUGCAGAGUGUAAAGGGCAUAAUUGAUCGCAUGGUCAAUGUGGAAAUACCUGGCUAUCAGGCGAAACUAAAGCCGCUCAAGCUCAACGAUAUACCAGGCGAAACGGAGCCGUUGAUGCCGCUGAAAGAACUCACCGAAGAUGAACUCAAUGCGGAGGCUCUGAGCGACAUGCAGUACAAGGAAACGGUGCUCGAGGAGCAGCUGCAGAAGAAGCCAAACCUCAAUUGCAUCAAGGACUUCAAUGAGAAGCGAAAUGUUUACUUGGAUCGCGUGCGCGUGCUCGAAGACAUCACCUCAAAGCGUAACGAGAUGCGCGACAAGUUCGAGGAGGUGCGCAAGCGUCGCUACAAGGAGUUCAUGGAUGGCUUUGGCAUCAUUACACACAAGCUCAAGGAAAUGUAUCAAAUGAUCACCCAAGGCGGCGAUGCCGAGCUGGAGCUGGUCGACUCCAUGGAUCCAUUCACGGAGGGUGUUAACUUCACCGUGCGGCCGCCCAAAAAAAGCUGGAAAUAUAUUUCGAAUCUCUCUGGCGGUGAGAAGACAUUGUCCUCUUUGGCGCUGGUCUUUGCCCUGCAUUACUACAAGCCCUCGCCGCUGUACUUUAUGGAUGAAAUCGAUGCGGCGUUGGAUUUCAAGAAUGUUUCCAUUGUGGCGCAUUACAUAAAGGAGCGCACGAAAAAUGCUCAAUUCAUUAUUGUGUCGCUGCGCGUAAACAUGUUUGAGCUGGCCAACCAUUUGGUGGGCAUCUACAAGGUGAAUGAUUGCACGCAGAACAUUACAAUGCUAAAUAAGCCGCCACAGCUGCCGGAGCAACCGCCGCGCAUGGCCUGCACAAUGGGUGCGACAAUUGCUAGCAACUUAAAUGCUGAAGAGAAUACAACUUGCAUGGAAAACACAAUUAUUCCACGAACCAACAGUAACAUCGAGAAUCCAUUAGAAGAGGAGCAGCAACAGGAGAAACAGCUGUCGACAGUGGGACCAGGCAGAGAUACAACAUUUGCACCACCCGUGGAGAGUACCGCUAUGUCACAGGCCAUACAGGAAGCAAAUGCCACCGGCAGAUUAACCACAAACAUGUCGCUAGAAAGCCCACCCAAUUCGCCGCCACAAGCGUAAGAUAAGAUGAACAAAAGUUACAAAUAUUGUGUGUCCCUGCGACACUUUAGACCUCCGAUCAGAGUUAUAUAUUAAGCAUUAACAAACAAAUCAUUUAAAUCUAACUAAAGUUACUCAUAA
Drosophila guanche is the source of this 4411-nucleotide messenger RNA. It is a transcript of the gene glu, whose product is annotated as structural maintenance of chromosomes protein 4. Gene Ontology annotation, cellular component: chromosome. Gene Ontology annotation, molecular function: ATP binding; protein binding; ATP hydrolysis activity. Lineage: Eukaryota; Metazoa; Arthropoda; Insecta; Diptera; Drosophilidae. The transcript is spliced from 5 exons. Bases 92 to 4291 code for a protein of 1399 amino acids. The record is from RefSeq and is a predicted model, not a curated record. Gene Ontology annotation, biological process: mitotic chromosome condensation.